Molecule: messenger RNA, 947 nt
Organism: Rasamsonia emersonii CBS 393.64
Lineage: Eukaryota; Fungi; Ascomycota; Eurotiomycetes; Eurotiales; Trichocomaceae
Product: Cell wall glucanase
Exons: 2
Biological process (GO): fungal-type cell wall organization; carbohydrate metabolic process
Cellular component (GO): fungal-type cell wall
Molecular function (GO): glycosyltransferase activity; hydrolase activity, hydrolyzing O-glycosyl compounds
Source: RefSeq, a predicted model, not a curated record
AUGACCCUCCUUUUCCUCCUCGGCCUGCUCGCGGCCGCCAUCACGUCCGUUCACGCCCAGACAUGGACCGACUGCAACCCGACCAAGCAGAGCUGCGCGCCCGAUCCGGCCUUUGGCACGUCGUGGACAUGGAACUGGAGCUCCAACAGCAUCCUUGACAGCACCUGGAACAUCACCAACGGCGCCGUCGACUACACCGACAACGCCAUGAUGUUCUCCAUCCAGAAGAGGCUGGACUCGCCCACCAUCCGCUCCAACUUCUACAUCUUCUUCGGCCGCAUCGAGUACCACGUGCAGGCCGCCCCGGGCCACGGCGUCAUCAGCAGCGUCGUCCUGCAGUCCGACGACCUCGACGAGGUCGACUGGGAAUGGGUCGGCUCCGAGAGCCCCCAGGUGCAGACCAACUACUUCAGCAAGGGCCAGACCGUCAACGGGUCGGCCGCCACCUUCAACAUCAGCGGCAGCACCACCGACGACUACCACAACUACACCACCUACUGGACCAAGGACAAGCUCGAGUGGUGGGUGGACGGCCACCUGCUGCGCACGCUGAACUAUGAGGAUGCCGAGGGCGGCACCGCGUACCCGCAGACGCCCAUGACCAUCCGCCUGGGCAUCUGGCCCGGAGGCGACCCGUCCCAGCCGCAGGGGCGGAUUGAAUGGGCCGGCGGUGUGAUUAAUUAUGAUGAUGGGCCGUACAACAUGUAUGUGCAGCAGGUGAGCGUGCAGGACUUCUCCACGGGCAAGGAGUACGUCUAUUCGAACCGGGACGGGACGUACCAGAGCAUCACCAUUGUUCCGGGCAACUCCACCGCCGCGGAGACGCUCUAUAAGCACCACGAGUCGGUGGCGCAGAAGUGGGCGAACCUCCCACAAGGCGCCAAGGUGGGCGUCUACGCCGCAGCCGCAGGAGCGGCCGGGCUGGGGCUGGCAGUCCUGAUCUUCUG